GUCGUGCUGCAUUCAUUUCCAAUCUUGUAGCUGUUGUGGUUCUUUGCAAAUGGUAAAGACAAGACAAGGCAAAAAAAAAAAAAACACACAUAUUUCUCUGUAUAUGUUAACGUACAUAGUCGAGGUCUCUUGUUGUUUGGUUGUUAAACGGGAAAAAGAAACUUAAGUUCCACUUUGAACCACUUUGUGGCCAAAGCAAGUCGCAGUUUAAGAAAAGUGCUCGUCCGAAUAGCACUUAAAUCGGAGAUUGGCGCCGUGUCAUAUGAUUUUUUGUUUUUUCUAUGUAAAAAUUUGAUAUUUUUUUUUCCAUUUUCAAUUUAAUUGUUAAAAUACAAAAAAAAAGAAAGAAAAAAAUUAUAAAAAAAAAUUAUUUUCAUUUACAAAAAAAAUAAUAUAAUUGAUCGUCGUUUUAUCUCGAUUUUUUCCUGUUGUUUGGAUUAUUUUCGAAAAAAGAAGAAAUUUUUUUGGAUAUAUAUAACAAAACAUAAUCAUUUCCCCAAAUAUAUUGAGUUCUUUUACAGUAAAAUAAGAAAAAAAAAUUGUGUCAAAUGAAGUGAAAAGGAAAAAUUAAUUAAAUUAUUAAAACAAAAUUAAUUUUAAUUUUUCUUAUAAAUUAUAUUUUGUUUAAAUUAAAAAAAAAAAUAAACCUGUGAAUAGAAGUGACAUAGUUUGAGAAUUUUUUUUUUUUCGAGAACUAAAAAAAUUAACUUUUUUAACUUCUCUGAAGUUUCAAAAGGAGGACUUUCGAUUGAAAAAAGGACUUCAAAAUGGGACAACUCCAUGGAAUACUCUUCUGGGUGUUUGGAUUAAUUUUAAUUAUUAAUUCAGAACUCACCCUUGCCCAACACAAACGUUCCUCGUCACGCAUCACAAGUUCCCGAUCAUUUGGCACAAACAUUAAAGGCUCAUCAUCAUCCUCCUCAUCAUCCUCAGCGACGGGUGUAAAUUUUGAUUGUCCCGAAGAAUUUGGUUAUUAUCCGCAUCCAAACGAUUGCACACAAUAUUAUGUUUGUGUAUUCGGUGGUGCAUUAUUAGAAAGUUGUACUGGUGGCUUAAUGUAUAGUCAUGAAUUACAAACAUGUGAUUGGCCAAGAAAUGUUGGUUGUGAUAUAAUUGAUGGUGGUGGUGCAAGUUUAUCAGUUCCAUCAUCUGGUGGUGGAGGAGGAUCAUCAUCAUAUCGUGAUGUUACACCAAGAGUACCACAAAUCAAACAACAACCACAGCAAUCAUAUCAACAACAGCAACAACAACAACAAAUUAAUCAUCGUGAUCGUUUCGGACCAACAUAUUCCAGUUCAACACCAUCAAUUCAAUCUAAACCAACUAUUGUCCAACAAUAUCAACCUCGCCAACAACAGCAACAACAACAUCAACGUGUUAUUCAAGCUCAAGUUCAAACAUUACCACCACCUCCAGAAUUACGAGUUGCACCUAAUCCAGUGAUAACAUCCCGUGGACAACCUAAGCCAUUACUUGAUUCUCAUGAAGAUAUUGCCAAGCUUUACGCCGAUGCUCAUGACACUUUACCACCUGUCGAAGAAGAGGAAAGUGAUCGUCAACAACGUGUCUAUCGUGGCCAACCUAGCACCGUUGGACAGGUGCAACGUGAUCGUGAUGGCAUCAUCCAUCAAGCCAGCAUCAAUGCCAUUCCAAAUCAUGGUAAAAUUGGUUCGUUCGCUUAUGGCGCACAAAUCAAUCAAUAUCGAGUUGAGUCAAGCUCACAAGCACCACCACCGCAACAAUCGGGGAAUAUUUUCAUUUCUCAACAACGACCAAAAAUCGUUGAAAAUAAUAAUAAUAAUCAAAAUGGCAAUCGAAAUUAUUAUAAUACGUCAUAUGAGACACAACAACAACAACAAAAUUAUGAUCCAUAUUAUUCGGUUUAUGAUGAUGAAAUUGAUCUGUAUAGGGAUGUUGAAUAUAGUAAUCAACAACAACAACAGCAGCAGCAACAACAACAGAUUCAUCAACAACAACAACAACAACCACAACAUCAAUUGCGCGGUAAGAUUCAACAGCAACAAGUGCAGCAGCAGCAACAACAACAACAACAAUCUGAACCAUUGAGGCCAACCUAUCGUCCUGAAAUCAUAACCUCACCACAACCAGUCCGUGAUACUUACAUCAGUAAACCACUUCAGAAGCCAUUGCAACAGGAGAGUAAGCCAUUUGGUAACCAACAAUCGUUGAUCUACAAUUCGGAUUAUGAUGAGGACUUAAUUGCACAGAUCGAACAAGAUAAUGAGUAUGACCAACCCACAAGAUCUCCAAUAAGAUCCAACAGAUUAUCGGAUGAUGGUAUCACGACCACCACCACCACUACCACUACCAAUAAGGCGACUCCCAAAUCUGUAAUAUUGACCUUCACCUCGAAUGUGGGUCUUACUAAUCAAUCCAAUAAUAAUAAUAAACACAAAACCAUAACCGAUUCAAUCCUUAAUCAAUCCCCAUCUGAAACUACCCCAAGUGUACAAAUUGUUAAUCAAAAUCAAUCAAAACGUGAAAGUUCUGAAGAAAAAUCAGAAGCUAGUGUUGAAAUUCAAAAAAAUUAUACACCAAAAUCUAGAUUUGAAGUAGUAAGUGAUGAGCCAAAAAAAUUGCAACAAAAAGAAGAAGUCAUCGAAAAAGUUGAAGAAAUAGAAGAAGAAGAUGAUAAUCAAGCUGUAACUGAAUAUCAAAGAAAGAAAAUUCAAAGCUAUAUUAUAUCUGACGUAGAACCUCAAAGCUUUAAACCACCUGUUGAAAAAACUACAAAAAUUAGUUCGACGACAGAGGCUACAACUAUACACAUUCCCUUGGAUAGUUCAAAGAGCCAAAGAACCUACCGAUUCAGUCUAUCUCAAGGCUAUAGAGGAUUCAGCUUAAAAGGUGAAGAGUCCAGUACUUCAACUACCACGACGGAAUCUGAAGAAAAAAGUGGAGUUCCAAUUUAUCUUCGAUCAAGAUCAAGAUACGAAAAAAAAGAGACAAAUCUAGAUGAACAAAAACAGGGUUACGAACCAACAACUUAUACACCAAUUCGAUCUUGGCGAUUCACUCGAACAAGUCCUGUUCCGUUUGGCAAACACGAUACGAAUGCUUUGAAUGCCGAAGAUUCAAAUGCAAGUCAAGAAUUCGAUGCUACUAAUGCCAAAGAAAAUUACAAUGAAGAUUUCGUUUCAUCUUCUGGAAGUGAACACACUCUUGUUACACAACGGUCCACUACUGAGCCACUUCAAAGCUUUACUGCUAGGGCUUCCCUCUUUAAGGACAAUCUAAGUCGAACUUAUGAAACUACAGGACCCACAAAGUUUGUAUCCCCUUAUAAGAGUCUUGAAACAAUUCUCCAAGAAAAAGAAGAAUCAUUGAGAUUCAACUCGAUACGAAGCUCUGCAGCUCCUAGAAUACAAAGCUCUACUCAAGCCUACGAGUCUACAACCCAAAAGCCAUUUAGAAGCUAUUUUCUUAUAACAUCUCCUCCGAGAGUUUUGUAUAAUACAACGACUUCAACAACAGCUCGAACAACUCCAACGAUAACUUGGAAAUUCAAUCAGUCAACUUCAAUAGUUUGGCCAUCUUCAACACUUCCAACAACAACUAGUACCUCUUCGACAACUACCACAACGACUACAACCACCACAACAACUCCAAAACCGACAACAGCCUCGACAACUACUACCACUACAACCACGACAACUCCAAAGCCAACUACAACUUCAACCACAACGACUUCAACUACAACCACUACAUCUCCUGAGCCCGAAACUCUUCCUCCAAGUACAGUUGCUACAACAACUACAAUACGACUACCUUCAACAGCCUAUCGUUCGAAAGUUCGUCAAGAAAUUUCCAACUUUAACCCAGAAGCUCGUUCAAGAGGUCGCUCCAGAUAUACAGCAUCAUUUUCGAACGCCUUAGAUGAUGAACCAACAACUUAUUCUCCAAAAUACCGUUUCGUUGCCACUCAUUUCGACAGUACAACUUACAGUCCUGAGACUCCAUCUUAUAGACGUCGAACAAGACCAACUCCAGCCAGACAGCCUAAAUCGACCACAGAAAGGGAAUACUUCCUCAAAGCUAGAAAACAAUUUGUAGAUUUCGAAAAUGAGUCGUAUGAUCGACCAAGAUCUGAAGCUUUGAUUGGUCUGUCAGUUAACAAGAAUGAAAAUACUUACACCGAUAAGCCUCCAAGAUAUACGACAUCCAAACCAACCACAACAUCGGAAAAGGUUGUAGAAAUCACCGAUAGAUCUGUUCAAUACUAUUCUAAAUAUCGUACCACGGGUGCACCAGAAAGAACUCUAGCUGAGUCGAUAAGAAAUGCUGGCUACUUGACAAAUAGCAGAGGAAAAUACAGAGAUUUAGGUUUUGAAGAUGAAAUAAAUGCAAACGUUGAAGAGUUGGAUGAAUUGAGUACAACAACACCGCCAUCAACUGCACCAACCACUUCAACAAUUCCAAUGCCUACCACAACUCCUUUGCCACCUCGUACAACAACCACUACUACAACAACUGUAUCCACAACCACUCCAUCCACAACAACACCAUCCACAACCACUUUAUCCACAACAACUCCAUCCACAACCACUCUAUCCACAACCACUCCAUCCACAACAAUUCCAUCCACUACAUCCACAAUUCCAAUACCAUCCACAACAUCCACACCAUCCACCACAACACUCCAAUCCACAUCCUCAACAUUAAAAAGCGUUAUCCCACCUCGAGCAUCUCGGGUGAAUUCAGCCAUCAAGUCAUCGAUUGCUGCCGCCUCAAAUCGGAAUAAGGCUCUAUCGACAACGUCGGCGUUUGCCAAAUGUGCUGACAGUACGCCAAACGCAAAGUGCAACGAAAUUCCUUCGAGAACAAAUAAUAGAGUUCGUGGUGGUUCACAUUCAAAUGGUGCUGAACGCGAACAACAACCAGCUACUGUUACCAACCAUCGAGGAACACAUCCACCUCGUACUCGUCCAACCUUGAAACCAUCCGGAACAAUUGUCUCGAAGGCACAAGAAUUCGUUGAUAUUUACAGGAAUCCUCCAUCACGUCCAGAGCCAUUAUAUCCACAACCAACUCCAGAUAAGACAGCUGCCAAGUGCCGCAAGGAUGUAUGCUUACUACCAGAUUGUUAUUGUGGUGGAAAGGAAAUUCCAGCUGAUUUACCUGUUGAAAGCAUUCCACAAAUUGUCCUUUUGACCUUCGAUGAUUCUGUUAACGAUUUGAAUAAGCAACUUUACACCGAUCUCUUUGAAAAGGGUCGUGUAAAUCCAAAUGGCUGUCCAAUAUCUGCCACAUUCUAUGUAUCACACGAAUGGACGGAUUACAGUCAAGUUCAGAAUUUAUAUUCCGAUGGUCAUGAAAUUGCUUCACAUACUGUAUCACAUAGUUUUGGCGAACAAUUCUCGCAAAAGAAAUGGACCCGUGAAGUUGCUGGACAACGUGAAAUCCUCGCUGCCUAUGGUGGUGUUAAAUUAUCUGAUGUUCGAGGAAUGAGAGCACCUUUCUUAUCAGUUGGUGGCAAUAAAAUGUUCAAAAUGUUAUACGACUCUAAUUUCACAUACGACUCAUCGAUGCCUGUCUAUGAGAAUCGUCCACCAAGUUGGCCCUACACUCUGGACUAUAAGAUCUUCCACGAUUGUAUGAUCCCACCUUGUCCGACAAAGAGCUAUCCUGGUGUGUGGCAAGUGCCAAUGGUGAUGUGGCAAGAUUUGAAUGGUGGCCGUUGUUCAAUGGGUGAUGCAUGUUCGAAUCCUGGAGAAUCUGAUGGUGUUUAUAAGAUGAUAAUGAAGAAUUUCGAAAGACAUUAUACAACAAACAGAGCUCCAUUUGGUUUGUUCUACCAUGCAGCUUGGUUCACACAGCCACAUCAUAAAGAAGGAUUCAUCAAAUUCUUAGAUGCAAUCAAUUCAAUGCCAGAUGUUUGGAUUUUGACAAACUGGCAAGCGCUACAAUGGGUCCGUGAUCCAACACCAAUUUCUCGAUUAAACAAUUUCCAGCCAUUCCAAUGUGAUUUUUCGGAUCGACCAAAACGUUGUAACAACCCGAAAGUAUGCAAUCUGUGGCAUAAAUCCGGUGUCCGAUACAUGCGAACAUGUCAGCCAUGUCCUGACAUUUAUCCAUGGACAGGAAAAACUGGUAUACGAUCGUCUCGAGUUGAUAAUGACAUUGAAGAAUCAUAAGUAUUUAAUUUAAUUAAAAAACAUAAAAAAAAUCCAUAAAAAACAACAACCGAAUUUAAUUAAAAAACAAACAAAAAUUAAACUAAUGAAAUUGGCUCCAAUGUAAAUUUAUAAAUACUUCAAGGACUUGAAAAAAAAACACAUAACAUGAAAUACGUUCACUCGCUGAUGAUAUAAAAAUGAAAUCUGUUUUUUAUAAUUUUUGUUAUUCGAUAAAACAAAAAAAUCAAAAAUAAUACAAAAUAAUAUUUAUUAUUUUUUUAUUUUAUUUAAAUUAAAAAAAAAAAA
Episyrphus balteatus (marmalade hoverfly) is the source of this 6443-nucleotide messenger RNA. RefSeq names its product mucin-2 (gene Cda5). Gene Ontology annotation, cellular component: extracellular region. Gene Ontology annotation, biological process: carbohydrate metabolic process. Gene Ontology annotation, molecular function: chitin binding; hydrolase activity, acting on carbon-nitrogen (but not peptide) bonds. The coding region runs from base 768 to 6155 and encodes 1795 amino acids. The record is from RefSeq and is a predicted model, not a curated record. The transcript is spliced from 12 exons. Lineage: Eukaryota; Metazoa; Arthropoda; Insecta; Diptera; Syrphidae.